This is a messenger RNA of Phaeoacremonium minimum UCRPA7, 1440 nucleotides long. RefSeq names its product putative centromere microtubule-binding protein cbf5 protein. Gene Ontology annotation, molecular function: pseudouridine synthase activity; RNA binding. The record is from RefSeq and is a predicted model, not a curated record. NCBI's taxonomy places the organism in Eukaryota, Fungi, Ascomycota, Sordariomycetes, Togniniales, Togniniaceae. The coding region runs from base 1 to 1440 and encodes 479 amino acids. Gene Ontology annotation, biological process: snRNA pseudouridine synthesis; mRNA pseudouridine synthesis; rRNA pseudouridine synthesis. Gene Ontology annotation, cellular component: box H/ACA snoRNP complex. The transcript is spliced from 4 exons.
AUGUCAGGAAUGGAAGUCGUCAAGGCCGGCGAGGAGGAAUACUCCAUUAAGCCCCAGGCAAAUGUCCCCGCGCUGGACACGAGCACCUGGCCACUGUUGCUCAAGAACUACGACAAACUCCUUGUUCGAACCGGUCACUUCACACCGAUCCCGAACGGUUCAUCUCCCCUCAAGCGAGACAUCAAGUCCUACGUUAGCUCCGGUGUCAUUAAUCUUGACAAGCCCUCCAACCCGUCCUCACAUGAAGUUGUCGCCUGGGUGAAGAGAAUUCUGAGAGUAGAGAAGACUGGUCACUCCGGUACCCUUGACCCCAAGGUCACAGGAUGCCUGAUUGUCUGCGUGGAUCGUGCCACACGACUUGUGAAGAGCCAGCAGAGUGCCGGAAAGGAGUACGUGUGUGUCAUUCGCCUGCACGACAAGGUCCCAGGCGGCGAGACCGAGUUCGCCAGAGCCCUUGAGCUCCUUACUGGUGCUCUGUUCCAGCGACCUCCUCUGAUCUCUGCCGUCAAGAGACAGCUGCGUAUUCGAACAAUUUUUGAGAGCAAGGUCAUCGAGUUCGACAAUGACCGACACCUGGGUGUUUUCUGGGUUAGCUGCGAGGCUGGAACAUACAUCCGAACUCUCUGCGUGCAUAUGGGUCUUCUAUUGGGUGUUGGAGCACACAUGCAGGAGCUGCGUCGUGUUCGAAGUGGUGCCAUGAACGAGACCAAGGAUUUGGUUACUCUACAUGAUGUCCUCGAUGCUCAAUGGCUAUACGACAACAACCGCGACGAGUCGUAUCUGAGGAAGGUCAUCCAACCCUUGGAGACUCUCUUGCUCGGAUAUAAGAGGCUAGUAGUGAAGGACAGCGCGGUGAACGCCGUAUGCUAUGGCGCCAAGCUGAUGUUGCCUGGUCUGCUUCGAUACGAAUCCGGCAUUGAGCUGCACGAGGAGGUUGUGCUCAUGACUACUAAGGGCGAAGCUAUUGCUAUUGGCAUUGCUCAGAUGUCCACGGUGGAGCUCUCUUCCUGCGAUCAUGGCGUUGUCGCCAAAGUCAAGCGCUGCAUCAUGGAGCGAGACCUGUACCCGAGACGCUGGGGACUUGGUCCCCAGGCCACUGAGAAGAAGAAGCUGAAGGCAGAUGGCAAGCUUGACAAGUUUGGCCGGGUAAAUGCCGAGACUCCUGCGAAGUGGAAGGAUUCGUACACCGACUACAGUGCCGCUGCAGAUGCAAGCAACGGUGAGGCUCCUGCCCCCAUCGAGGCCGCCCCUGCCUCAUUGCCUACUGCUGUUGCACCCCCUGUUCUAGCGUCCGCAGAGGAGCCCGCCGAGGAGAAGAAGCGGAAGUCUAAGCAUGACGGAGAGACGCCAGAGGAGCGUGCUGAGAGAAAGCGCAGAAAGAAGGAGAAGAAGGCGAAGAGGGCCUCGAAGGGCGCGGCUGAGGAGGAUGACAGUGACUAA